This is a messenger RNA of Hypoxylon trugodes, 2225 nucleotides long. RefSeq lists its product as uncharacterized. The coding region runs from base 558 to 1652 and encodes 364 amino acids. The transcript is spliced from 2 exons. NCBI's taxonomy places the organism in Eukaryota, Fungi, Ascomycota, Sordariomycetes, Xylariales, Hypoxylaceae. The record is from RefSeq and is a predicted model, not a curated record.
UGCCUAUGAAAGGCCCAUCCUCCUGCCUUUUUUGUCGUUUUCUACAUUCCCUGGAUUCCUCGACACCUAUCUAUCCCAACAUCCGGAUAGUUGGCUAUCACCAGCCAAAAGUGUGAAUUGCUAGCUUCGAUCAAUAUCGUCCCCGCACAUAUACACUGCUUGGAUUUCGUUGUAGCAUUGCUAUUAUACGUAUAAGCGCACGGCCUCAUUGGCCUUGUGCUAUUUUGCUACAGGACACGCUCAUUUACCCGCCAAUCCGCCUUUAUACUAGGCACCUUAUCCCCGCAACGGACCUUUCGUGUUAUAUAUUUCGAAGACAGGGUAAUACCGGGCUUUGGGCCUAGAUCUGUUGAAUAAAUAAAAACACAUGGUGGAACAGCCGCAAUAAUUUCCUCCCAUAUCGAACUUGAAGCUUCACAACACAAAAGGAUACAACGUAGUACCGCGUCGGAUCACUACAUACGACUUUGAAAGCUGUCACAGGCGUGAGGCUCUCUCAUCGCAAAGCGAUGUAUGAAUGAUCGACCCGCUGAUCGGUUACCUGCUUCGGGAAUAUAAUGCUUCCAACUCGCUCCUUCGGGCGCCAAAGAUGGCCGCUGCGCCGCGGGUGUGGUCCGCCCUACCCUGCCGUUUCACCCUACCACGAACUUUUUACACAUAUGGUAGUGAUCGUCUUAAUAAUUUCCUCUUGGAUCCCCCUAACCACAGCUAUUUCACUGGAGGACGCCCCGCGAUCGACCGAAACAGCGCUAUUACUCGAUACGCGGAUACCGAUUUUCGUCGACGGUCACUGGCAGAUCAUGGCCGAAGACGAGCAUCGCCAACUCGUUCGCAGACUUCCCGCGACGGAGACAUAUAAACUCGAUGUAUCGACUGCCACAGCAAUACCUACCACAACAACCGUCGCGACGGGUCCCCUUCCUACUCCAUUCGAUGGCGCGCUCGCUGCGAAUUUCUCCGGUGAUGAUGGAGGUGGAUCUUGCCUGGACUUCAUCAACAGCUUUUUGGCAGACCCAACAUUUCAAGAAUGCUAUCCUCUCUCGCUACUUCUGAAGGGUUCCAAUUCAUUUUUCCAGGCUAUGAAAUCCUUGGUCAAAAUAACGCAGGUCAUCGAAGCAUCUUGCAAGGCUGAUAAACAGUCUUGUAACAGCUAUCUCGACGAUCUCGCCGACAAACUUAUAUCCAACGACAAUUGUGGACAAGAUUAUGGCAAGCGGAAUCCGGUCGUCACCCAGGCAUAUACGGGAAUGAAAGCGUACGAAGAAAUCUACGGUGCGGGAUGUUUGACGAAUCCGGAUACUUCUGCGUACUGUUUCGUCAAUGCAGUUACAAACCUCACAACAUCAUCCAACAUUUAUCUUUAUCUUUUGCCUUUGAAUUCGACUUUACCGGAAUCGGCCGUGCCUGCAUGUGAUUCUUGCACAAGCGAGACGAUGAAGAUAUACCAAUCAGCAUCGGCGAACCGAAAGAAAUUGAUAGCGAAUACAUAUGUCCAGGCAGCGCAACAAAUCGACUCAGAAUGCGGUGCGAAUUUUGUCAGCGCUGCGCUUCCUGUGGCGCUCCCAGAUAACAGCGCUACCUCUAUAGCGCAAGCGCCGUCUCUGCUUCUGCUUUCAUUACUGUUCAUGGCUGUUUCGCGUUGGAUUCGGUAACUGAUCUCAUAAGCAAUGUUUCUAAACCCGGAUCUCUUUAUUUUAGAGGCGUAUUUGGGGUAGGAUUGGAUAUAUAUAUAUUUAUAUAACGCUUGAUUUGGAUACGAGCUUCGGUUACAGGAUGGGAUGGCUCUUUUUUCUUUUUCUUUUACGAAACGGCACUUUAACCCCACGGCGCAAUUUUGAUACCCAUUCGACAUUUAUCCUAUUUUUUUUUUAAUUCUUAUGGCAUAUCUGACCUCAAGAUAUUUUACACAGAUCAUCUAUUCUUUGAUAUUCGGGUCGGGACGGUAGAUAGGAAUUCAAGAUGGUGGACGGGAUAAGAGCACAUGAAUCCUUUAGAUCUACGCUCUGGGACAAGGUUCGAUGAGGGUGCGGGUGUGGUGGCGUCGUCGAUCCGACCAUGUGUACCUGAGACAUGAUUGGGGGCGAAGUAUUGGAAAGGGUGGUCAUAGACGGUAAUUCGUGUACAUACUUGAUAGCCUGCCUACAUCUUAGAAGGCUUAGCAGAUACUUGAUGUGUAGAUGGAUACGCCAAUUUGGUGGAUGAAAAUACAAUAUCGCAUCUACGAA